Carassius gibelio (silver crucian carp) is the source of this 1180-nucleotide messenger RNA. RefSeq names its product myoglobin. The record is from RefSeq and is a predicted model, not a curated record. Gene Ontology annotation, biological process: oxygen transport. Bases 17 to 487 code for a protein of 156 amino acids. Lineage: Eukaryota; Metazoa; Chordata; Actinopteri; Cypriniformes; Cyprinidae. Gene Ontology annotation, molecular function: heme binding; oxygen binding. Gene Ontology annotation, cellular component: extracellular exosome. The transcript has 4 exons.
GGACAGUGUAUAAAAGAUGAACGUGGGGAGUUUUCCAAACCUACAAUCAGUCACACACUCUUCAGAAGGGGUCGCAAAAAUGAUGGCCGAUUACGAAAUGUUUCUGAAGCCCUGGGGAAACUUCGUGAUAGAGGGCGCAGGUCACGGAGGACAAGUUCUGAAACGUUUGUUUCAGAAGCAUCCGGAUACUCUAAAGCUCUUCCCGGAGUUCAAGAGCAUUUCUUACGUGGAGUUGGGGAAACACGGCAAGACUCUGCUGGAGAAGCUGGGUGAGCUGCUGUGGGCCAAAGGAAAUCAUGCUGCCAUCAUCCAAAAGCUGGCCACCUCGGACGUCAAAACAGACAAGAUCAUCCAUAAACACUUCAGGCAGAUCACUGGGGUGCUGAUGGAGGUGAUGAAGGAUUAUGGGUUUCUGGGCUCAGACGACUGGAAAAAGCUCGAGAGAGUCAUGAAAAACAUCGCUAAUGAUAUCAGAUUAACCAGUUAAAGCACUUGUCUUGUUUAUGCCAUUAGUGAAAAGAAGUUACAGUGCAGCUAAUACGAUUAAAAACUAUCAACAGAAAACAAAUCAAAAAUAAACAUGCAUCUGUGUUCAGAGGUUUUCUUGUGUGAUUUAAGGCAGCCUAGAUGCUUCAAAGGCAUAUUGUCAGAGAUUUUUGUCAGGGCAGCGCCAUGUUUAAUUUGGGCAGGAAUGAAUACGAGGCUGGUCUUUCUGAAUUAAACUUUAUAAUUGAAAAAACUCCACAAACAGUUUUGAAAAUUGUGAAAAUCGCGUGAUCUUUCUACAUUGGUGUACAGUCCCUAACAGCCUCGCUUUCUUCCUCGUUAGAUUCAGAAUGAUGAAGGUCAGCUGGAAUGAGCAGAGAGCCAAUCACGUCAGGUUUAGAAGGUCAGCUGAUCUGAUGAUGUCAUGACAGUGACCGCAGGGUCUCAUGAGGAGCCUCAGAUUAGUUUGAUUUAACUUCAUCUUAAUUGCACUUGAGUGAUUGCACAAAUAAUAAUUUGGGAGAAAAUGACAAUUGAAAUAGUUCCAUGAAAUCCAGUGAUGCCUCUCUUAUUUUGAAAGAUCAGAUUCUCUACACUUGCUUUGUCUUACUAUAAUUAAUCUGCAUUAUAAAUAAUUUGUUUCACUUUUGUAAAGCAGCACUUAUCAAUAAAUGUCACUUUUACUGGGAGAAAA